Mucor mucedo is the source of this 702-nucleotide messenger RNA. RefSeq lists its product as uncharacterized. Bases 1 to 702 code for a protein of 233 amino acids. The transcript has a single exon. Lineage: Eukaryota; Fungi; Mucoromycota; Mucoromycetes; Mucorales; Mucoraceae. The record is from RefSeq and is a predicted model, not a curated record.
AUGCGCUUUGUGAUUAUCGAUUGCGUCAUAACGGCAGCAAAAACAAAUUUAACACUGAUUACAAAAGUCAUUACAGUCCUGGGUGAACUCAAGUCUCUCUUGGAAUGGAAGAUCGAGGAUCAUACCACGAUCCUAAUCGCGAUUACAUCAACUUGUGUGGAAAUCCUGCAAAUGAAGAAUUUGGUAGUUAUUUCAUUAUCCGAUAGCUUCAUGCAGGAGUACUCAAUGAUACCAAACAAUAAUAGCGCCAUAAAGGAAAGGUCUACAAGUUAUGAAGACAUAUCCAGACUUUGUGUUCCUGCAGCUCGUGCCUCAAAGUCACCAUUGUCCUCUAAUGACUUCAUUGCCAAAUGUCAAGGCACAUCACUCCCUAUUUUGCCAGUACACACUGAUGAAGAAAAAGAAUUAUAUCUUCAUUUAAUGAAAACUCAUCCCCAAUUCACUCAAGGCAACUUCCCAGAUUUCAACAUCAUGAGCAGAAUGUUUUCCCAAAAAAAUAAAAAAAUAAAACUCUACUACAAUACUAGUUCACAUAUUAGGGCAUACUUUAAUCUUAAACAUGACAGCUUAAAGUUCAAAGCAACCUGCAACAUCAAUCCAUUAAAGAUUUUGGAAGUGACGAAGGAUCCUCAUCCCAACAACAGGGGAGUGGUAGCCGUAGUCAAAUCUAAAGAUUAUUUUUUUACAGAAGUCAGUGAUUAA